UUGGUUUCUAUUCGUCUGUCUUUGGCACAUUGCAACUUCUGUGUCUGGUGUCAUGCCCUCUGAUUGGCUACAUCAUGGACUGGAAGAUGAAGGAAUGUGAGGGAGAACAUCCAAACAUGCAAACAAACAAGAGCCAACCAGGUACCCCAAAGAGAGACAGAAAAAUCCAGAAACUGACCAAUGCCAUCAGAGCAUUCACCUUCACCAACCUACUCCUGGUCUUCUUCGGGAUCAUUUCUUUGAUUGACAACUUGCCUAUACAGGUGGUGUCGUUUGUUCUGCACACGGUUGUGAGAGGAUUUAUUCAUUCCUGCUGUGGAAGUCUUUAUGCUGCUGUGUAUCCUGCCAACCACUUUGGCACCCUAACGGGUCUGCAGUCAACAAUCAGUGCUGCGUUUGCUUUACUCCAACAGCCUCUGUUCAUACUGAUGGUGGGACAKCUCAAUGGAGACCCUUACUGGAUCAAUGUGGGCCUUCUCAUCUUCUCCCUGACUGGCUUCCUGUUGCCGGUUUAUCUCUUCUACCACCGUAGAAUCUUAACCAGGGGAAAGGCCCAGCAAGACCAAACACACCAAACUGAAAGAGCUGAUAAUGCUCUAACUAAUGGAAAUACUGUUUAAGUAGAUGUUUUGAAGGAAAAAAAAUCAUUUAAAUGUUGUCAUUAUGUUGAUGUGUUCAGUAGAACAAUCCAAAAAUGAACUAUAUUACAGACAAGGCGUUUUCUGGACUAAGUGUUAAAUAGACUUUUCUCCAUCGCCUGUUGUAAUAACGUUAACAGAAAAUGUUCAGAGUAAUCUUUUGUCCCCCCCCCCAUCUUCUCAUUGGUGGGAAGUAGUUUGGAUAACCUGUUCAUUACGAACCACAGAACAGGAUGAUAUGACCAUGAUGACCAGGGUUAGUUGAAAUAUUUUUGCUAUGUAAAAUUUGUUGUAUUUGAAAUAUUUUCCCCCACAAACUCUACAGCAGGGCUAUUCAG
Messenger RNA from Austrofundulus limnaeus, 976 nucleotides. Its product is annotated as large neutral amino acids transporter small subunit 3. Gene Ontology annotation, biological process: neutral amino acid transport; transmembrane transport. The record is from RefSeq and is a predicted model, not a curated record. NCBI's taxonomy places the organism in Eukaryota, Metazoa, Chordata, Actinopteri, Cyprinodontiformes, Rivulidae. Gene Ontology annotation, molecular function: neutral L-amino acid transmembrane transporter activity; L-amino acid transmembrane transporter activity.